Molecule: messenger RNA, 1615 nt
Organism: Neopelma chrysocephalum (saffron-crested tyrant-manakin)
Lineage: Eukaryota; Metazoa; Chordata; Aves; Passeriformes; Pipridae
Product: C-X-C chemokine receptor type 6-like
Biological process (GO): immune response; G protein-coupled receptor signaling pathway; inflammatory response
Cellular component (GO): membrane
Molecular function (GO): C-X-C chemokine receptor activity; coreceptor activity
Source: RefSeq, a predicted model, not a curated record
GUCUGUCAUGGAUGCUUUACUACAACUCUUAUCUGUUAGCACUUAGGAUUUUUCCUGUCUCCUGGAUGCAUUAGUAUUUAAUUAUUUGCUGAGUAAAAAAAAUCUCAAUGUGUCUCCUUACAGGCUGCCUUUAAAAAGAAGGCAACAUGGCAACUACAGAGGCUGCUAACUUUUAUUAUAACUUCUCCAUCACUGGUCCCAGUGAAAACAGAAGUGAGAAUUUUCAAUUUACAAGAGUCUUCCUGCUCUGUAUGUAUUCAGUUGUUUUCAUCCUUGGCCUAGCAGAAAAUGCACUGGUCUUUGCCAUACUAGUUUUCCACAUGAAACUGAAGAUGCUGACAGACGUGUUUUUGGUGAACUUGGCUAUAGCUGAGGUCUUCCUUGGGAUGCUGCCACUCUGGGGAUAUUCUGUUGCUCAGGAGUGGACUUUAGGCACCAUGGCGUUGUAUUAUAUGGAGCUUGUAUACACUUCAGUGUUAACUCUAAUGUCUAUCACCUUUGACUGGCUUAUUGCUAUCACUUUUGCCACCGAAACACGUAUGUGUCAAACCAAACAACAAAUGACAUGGGGCAAAUUAAUCUGUGUCUUGAUCUCAGUGAUCACGCUAGCAUUUGCCACACUACUUUUUAGUGAGGUGUUUAAUAUUGAUAAGGCAUUAUGUAAGGAAGAAUAGCCAAACCAUUGCACAGAAUUGGCUCUUGAAGUGAUCCAGGUGACUCUUGCGUAUUGUAUUCCUAUGCUAGCCAUGAUCAUUGGCUACUCACUAAUUAUUAGAACUUUACUGCAUGCCAGAAUUCUUCAAAAGAACAAAUCUAUAAAAAUAUUUUCUGUAGUUGUCCCGUUUAUCCCCUCUCAGUUACCCUAUACCUUCUUGAGACUGAUAAUUAACAUAGACUGGAACUUUAACUUGAAAAGCAGUUUCAAAUAUGCAAUUAUCAUAACAGGAACUCUUGCUUAUUUCCAUGGCUGUCUUAACCCUGUUCUGCAUUUCUUCAUGGGGAUGAAAAUCAGAAGGUACUUACCAAAAAUUAUUAAAAUCUCAAGAUGUAUCAAACAACAAGUUAUGGCUAAACAGUGGCAAACCACUGAACAGGGAGACUCUCAACCUACUGCUUCAAAUAAUGCAGAUGCCAAAAGCUACAAAAACUGCCUAGAAAAUCUGUCAACUAUUUCACCGUUUCUGUUUCACAUUGUUUUUUUGUAAAUACUGAGAUAGGUAGCCUGAGUGAAAGAGGAAAUACAAUGCCAUUAGUAAACAUUGUGAUCAACUUUAGACCAACCUAUCUUAAUCAUGAUACUUCAAUAUCUCCUGCUUUUCCAGCCAAAGCUGGUACCUGAGUUAGCUAUGCAGAGCCCGUGCUUCAUGACAUAUAGCUAACUUGAAUUUCCUGACUUCUAAACCUUUGGCAUGCAGUUUUUCCAUGAAUGGUAUUUGUUAAUAAAAGCUUUUAUGAGUUUUGUUUCAAAUAUAUUACAUAUUUUAGUUCAGCCUUUCAUUUCUCAUUUCAUGAGAAUUCCUGGAUUAAAAACACAUACAUUUCAAUCUUCAUGCUGGGUUUCCUGUGUGAUUGGGUUUUUUUGGGUGGGUUUUUUUUUCCCAUUUGGGAGAAGUUC